Carlito syrichta (Philippine tarsier) is the source of this 829-nucleotide messenger RNA. RefSeq names its product glutathione S-transferase C-terminal domain containing (gene GSTCD). The record is from RefSeq and is a predicted model, not a curated record. Lineage: Eukaryota; Metazoa; Chordata; Mammalia; Primates; Tarsiidae. The transcript is spliced from 7 exons. Bases 2 to 658 code for a protein of 218 amino acids.
AAUGUCCAGUGAUCGAGCUUUGAGGAAGCAGCAACAGUUAAACAACCUUGUUUAUGUGGUGACAAAUCAGGCCAAACCUGGUGACAGAAUUGUGGAUUUCUGCAGUGGUGGGGGCCAUGUUGGAAUUGUCCUUGCUCACAUGUUGCCAUCAUGCCAGGUUACAUUAGUAGAAAACAAGGAAUUAUCAUUAAUUCGUGCGAAGAAGAGAAGUGAUGAACUGGGUUUGAGCAACAUUUGGUUCAUUCAAGCAAAUAUGGAGUAUUUUAUAGGGAUGUUUAAUAUUGGGGUGGCGUUGCAUGCCUGUGGAGUGGCAACAGACAUGGUGAUCGAGCACUGCAUAAAAACACGGGCUUCCUUUGUCACAUGCCCUUGCUGCUAUGGUUUCAUUCAGAACACCUCAAAGUUUAAUUUUCCAAAAAGUGAACAAUUCAAGAAAACUUUAUCAUACAAGGAACACAUGAUUCUGUGCAGAUUUGCAGAUCAGACAGCUGUUCAGCUUCCACCCCAACGAAGGCUCAUAGGAAAACAGUGCAUGUGCCUAGUGGAUCUGGAUCGAGCAAGAGCUGCAGAAGAAUGUGGCUACUCAGUUCAAGUGAUAUCCAUGGAGCCUGAGAGCUGCUCUCCCAAAAAUAACAUGAUCGUGGGAGUCCCCAUUUAGAAAAAGAUAUUCGCUUUGAUGUUUUGUCAUCCAUCUUCACAUUGAAAGCCCAGUGACAUUCAGGAGGUUCUUGGCAUAACUAGGAAACAGCAUUAGCCAUCUUGAACCUAUUGUGCUCAGGACGGAAAGCAACAAGAAAAUUUCAGAAGAAAGCCUCCCUGCAAAGCAUCA